AUGGGGAGACAGAGCAGGAGCUACAGCCUCUAUUUUGACAUCCUGAGUAACAUUUUUGCCAUUUACGAACCUCUGCUCAGACAAAGAUUCCUGGACGAACUGCCGGGCAGCCUGGUGUGCAUCCUGUCAGAGCGGACAGACUGCAACCUGGAGGCCGAGUUGACGCGCGUCCUCCUGGGCGCAUCGCAGGAGCCUCUCCGCUCCUUCAUGGCCACGGCGCGCAGUCAGACGUGUCCGCUGUCCAAAGCAUCGACAGGCUCCGGCAUACUCGCCACGUACCUCCGCAUGGAGGAGGACAGCGACGGCGACAGCAACGGAUUCGAAAACAUGCUGAUCAACACGCUGCUCAACGUCCCUCUGAACGCGACUAAUAAUUUCAUCGCGUCUUGGAAUAAUUUCGUCGACUUGACCAUGCCGCCCAUAGUGUCUUUCGUUUCAGACUUCAUGGUGACUGUGCUCCAGACACCCAUGUACUUUGUGAAGCUGGCCCUGCAGCUUGGCAUCGAUCUACCCAGUCUGGACCAACGAGAACAGUGCUCUCAAGGUGACUUAAAACAACUUUUGAUGUGGGGUAUGGUGCACAAUGUGAACUGGUCGUUCGGGGACUCCAUCCUGGACAUUUUCUUCGCCCCCGAGCCCCCUCCCUGCAGCUACCCAGGGGCUACCCAGGACUGCCAGACCAACCCCCAGUUCACCCGCAGUGCCAGGGCCAGCGCCCCCCUCUCCGUGCCCCUUCCCGUGCCCAGCCCUGGACUUGUAGACCCGCCUCAUCAUGACCCAGCACUUGGCACAGGCACAGGCACAGACACAGGCUCCCAGGGUUCCUCUGGGCCCCGUUCCGGCCGCAUGCUGCCCCCGGAUUCCAAAGCUCCCAGCUCCCUCUUCAGCCGCGGGUUGCCGCCAGAUUCCGAGGUUCCGAAUUCCGAGUUCAACCACCUGUUUUCUCCGGAUUCCGAAGUUCCGAAUUCGGUGUUGAACCGCGUCCUGAACAGCUCUGAUGUGAGCCACAGCAUGCUGGCUGACAUGGACAACGAGGAAAUCAGAAAACUCAUGCUGCAAGACAUGCAGAACUCCAUAGACAACUCCUCCUCCUCCUCCUCCACGGAUGACGACCGCGAGCACCUCCUCAGCUGUGACCGCGCCUCCCUGGCGCACCUGAACGCCACCCUGUGUGAGGAGCUCCUGCGGGGGCCGCCGUCCUCGUACCCGACUCCUCCCCGAGCCGGUCGCAGCCUCAAGGAGCUGCUGUGCGUCUACGAGAACUGGGUGGACCAGGCCUUCAUCGACCCCACCGACAUCAGCCUGUGCGCCGAGAACUUCCAGGACGAGUUUGUGCCGGGCGUCUGCGAGAGCGCGCCCGUCUUCGCCCAAGUGGUCAACGGCGGCAAGAACCCCUGGCUGUGGCAGUACUGCUUCAACGCCUCCCUGGACCACAUGGUGGCGCAAUACUGCGACUUUGACAGCUGGACCGUCGUCACGCCGUCCUUGGUGAAGCUGUGCUGGCAGCACCACCGGGGCCGGUUCGAGGCCAAGCUGUGCGGGUUCGAUCACGACUUCUUCAGCUUGAUCUUCUCGAACCCGGACAACAGGUGGCUGAGGCCCAACUGCACUACGCAGCCGCCGUCACCGACAGACGUGGGCUUGGGUCUGCCGGGCUCGGGCGGCGCGCUGGUGAACGAGGCCUGCCGCUACUACACCUGGGAUGUGACGUCGCCGUCCGUCGUGGACCUGCUCUCCGUCUGCAUACAGAAUGAUGAGAUGGGAUUCCGGGUGCACGUGUGUGGCAACUCCACCUUCCUGAACGAGCUCCUGAAGAACAGCGCCCACCGCUGGGUCGGGGACUACUGCAGCACCUUGCCCACGGCACCGGGCCCAACAGCACCGGGAGGAGGGGGAGGGGGAGGGGGGCCUGGGUCCCAGAUUCCAGAAGCUGUCGGCGUGCCCGUGUGGUGCAACUACGACGAGUGGCCCAAGAUCGUAGUGGACCCCUCCGUGGUGGGGCUCUGCUGGCAGAUGGACCAGCUGGGCUUCCAGAAGAACGUGUGCUGCAACCUGCAGCUGUUUGACCAGCUGAUCGUGGAGCCGCUAAACCAGUGGCUGAUGUCGGUGUGCGCGGACGACCAGGAGCGCGUCGACAUCCUCGCCCAGACGUGCCGCUACGGCGACUGGAGCCAGCCGGUCAUCGUGGACAUGACGGACCUGGCCCUCUGCGCUGACAAGGACGCCGAGAACUUCACCAAGAUGGUCUGCAUGAACCAGGUGGUGUUGCAGAACCUGCUUGCCAACCUGGACAACACCUGGCUCCUGCAGCACUGUGCCAACGACAGCGCGGGCAUUGAGGGCCUCGAGGGCAUCGACCCGGCACAGCAUUGCCACUACGGCAGCUGGGGCACGGCGCUGCCCGACCCGUUCCUCCUGGCAUUCUGCUGGGACUACGACCAGGCUAACUUUGUUGGGUCCAUCUGUACGAACGUGGCCAUCUUGUCUCUGCUGAGGCAGGAGAGCUCCAGUGCCUGGGUGGGCACGCUGUGCGCCACCUAUAGCGGUGGAGGCACAGGUAACGGUAAUGGCGGCACCGCCACCACCACCACCACCACUACCUCCUCCUACGCCUCGCCCCCGAAGCGCCCGUGCCCUGUGAGGGAGGUGGUGCAGCGCCUCAACUGGACCUGCAGUGCCGACUUCGCCGUGGUGUGCCGCCCGGCUGCCAGCGAGCGCCAGGCCCUUCAGAUGCUGGUCCGCUGUGGCCUGGAGGUCCUGCAGUCCCGUAUUGACCCGCUGUUGACCCAGACGGGAGCCUCGGUGCUGGGCCAGGCGUCCAGCCUGACUGUGGUGCUGCUGGUGGCUCUGGAGGAGAGCAAGAUGACGGGCCUGAGGGUCACGGACAACAUACUCCUCAGCGUGCUGGAGGGCAUUAACAGAUACACAGAGACCGAGAAGAACUUCCAGAACAAACGGGUGCUGCUGCAGUGCUUUUCGAAAGUGUUGACUAGACUGGCCAUGCAGCAGUUUAGGGAUGUGACCAGUGACACCUCGUCCCUCAUCAAGGAGUAUUUCAGUAUUCCUCUGGAUAGCCAGUGGGCGGUACUGAGAGACAUGGACACCACCACCAUACGCACUAUCCUGCAGUACUUCAAUGGCAACCGACACAAGCUACAGCUGUCGGAGGAGUAUCUGCAGAACAUGGUGUCAGUGUUCUUCCAGGUGCAUCUGCCUCGUGACCCCAGCCUCUUCCCCGACCUCCUGCCCCUCUUCUCCAUGGCCUCCCCACAAGACAUACUGGCACUACCGGACAUGCAGCACAACCCCAACGUUAUCAGCACCAUCAACGCUCUGCUGCCCUCCUUGUCUAUGGAUCGGCGGGUCGCGUUCGGCCGCUGGUACUCGCGUGGUGUGAGCCGGGCCAACCUGACGGAGGCGCAGGGCGGCCUCUCCAUCAUCAGGGACACGGGACACCUGAUAGCCUACCUGCCCUUCCAGCACUUCCAGCACUUCUCACCUGCUCAGCUCCUGGACGGUCUAGACGUGUUGCUAGACAGCUCCCUGUCCUCCCUGAAGCAGCACUUCAUCGCCCAGAGUGUCGCCGGAUCAUUCCGGAACCUCACGGCCCAGCAGUUCGAAAGUCUGGGUAAUCUGACGUGUCUGGCUGACCCCGAGGACCUGAAGCUCUACGCCAACACUGAGGCCUUCACCGCCAUACAGGAGAACAUCAGGAAGUGUGCAGCGCAGGGACAGCAACUACCCAGCAGUAUGGUGUCUGGUCUGAUGUUGACGCCAUCGCAGCUGAGUUCCCCGUCCAGCCUGAGUGCGGAGAGCCUGGCCCAGCUCUCGCCCUUCCUGCCGCAGAUGGGCACCGACUUCCUGUCCAAGCUCAACCCCUCGCAGCUCAACGCCGCCCUGCCCAACCUCGCCUCCGUACCCUUCUCACCAGCACAGGCAGCGGUCAUCGUCAACAAGCUGGCAGCCUCAGGCAGUCUCUCCGAGCCUGGGCGCCUCUCUGCGCUGGGUUCCCUGGUGAGUGGGGUGCAGGUGGAGACCUUGUGGCGUAUCCCCCCCGACAGCCUGCUGGCCUCCCUCCCCAACAUCAGCCUCCAGAGCCGGCCCGGCCUCACCGCCCCCCAACAGAACACCAUCACCACCAAACUAUGGGGGUCGCCAGAGGUCACCAAGUGGCUGGAUAAGCUGGAGGCCUUGUUGCCUGUCACCCCCCUGCUCAGCCUGCACAUCCGCCGCGGGCAACUCAUCGCCAACAUCACCACAACAUGCAACAAAACCUGGAACACACAACAGGCCAUAGCCCUGUUUGAAGCAAUGGAGAAAGACAGAGGGAAGCAGAGGAGGGGUGCUAUGUCCAUACAGGACUUUAUAGCUCUGGGCACCAUAGGUCCGGGUGUGAGCUGUCUUGCCAUGAGGCGGUUGUUCCAGAGCCCUCCGUCUCUGGCCGCUGUGAAAGAGGUGCUGCUCUUCCUCCGCACGCAGCCUGUGGCUCUCCACACAUCAGUGAAAAAUUGCCUCAUCGAUGAGCUGUACCAGCUGGAUUUGUACUCGGAGGUCAUUGGGGAGUUGGGAGCCCAGAUUGCUCUGUCCCUGCCGGUGAGUACCAUUAAGAAGUUCACUCUGGACAUGAUGAAGGCCCUGCGCCAGAUGAUCCUGGAGGAGCCACAGUACUUCAUGAUGCUCCCCACCAACAAGAAACUACUAGUGGUGGACAAGAUGCUGCAGAGACUGAGCAUGUACACAGGCGUUUACACCAAGGAGGAGUUCCGCAGCCUGGGUGUCAUGGCAACCUACGUAGCGGAUGAGAUCUUAGUUCAGGUGGAUCGUCAGUUCCUGCUUGACAACAUGGAGAUGGUGGAGAAGAUGUGUUAUGAACACACCAAACCAGGCCUGCUCGCCCACAUGCUACAGGAGAACAGCACCUUUGGGCCGGCACAGUAUUGGACGCCGCAGGUUCUGAUCCAGGUGGGCCGGCUGUUCUUCUUCCUCCCCAGGGAGACGAUCCAACUGAUUCCCUCUGCGAUGAUGACCCAGGAGCGUAUUGAACGUCUGUUCAUGCGGCAGCGUGAGUGGGAGGAAAGUGAGUCUGGCACCCUCUGUCUGCGGAGCAUGGGAGAGCAGGCCGCUAAGGACCUCUUCAGCAAACAGCAGUUCGUGCUGCAGAACUUCCUGGGCUUCCUACGACCCACCCCACAGCCACCCAUGCUGGUUCCCAGCUGUGAGAGUCUGCACGUGACGCGUCCGUCUGCCUGGACCCUGGACAGCCUGAAAGGGAUGGCUGCAGACGACUUCUCCCGAUGCCUGGAGCUCAUGGGCCAAGACCCAUACCUCUCUACCUACCAGCUAAAGAUCCUACUGGACAAAGUCAAACUGCUGUAUGGUCCCGCCUCCAGCUUCUCCCCAUCUCUGAUUAGUCAGCUGGGCCGCCUGUCAUCCCAGUUCUCCCUGACGGAGAUGGCCCACCUCAACCUAUCAGAGACCAGAGCUGUGGCAGCACUCGGAGCCCUCAGCACCUGGAACAGCAAACAGAUGCCCGUGCUGUUCCAGAGUGUCCUCAACUCCACCCGCAGCACCCCCACUGACCUGCUCUCCAGCAGCCUGGUCGCCCUCGGUUACGUCAUCUGCGGCAUCGACCACGCCACCAUGCGACAACUCAACGCCGUCGAGUUCAGUAAGGCGGUGUUGUGGCUGGGUCGUCUGAGGCUUGCCUGUUCUGAGGAGCAGCAGAGGGCCAUGGUGGUUCUCCUCAGUCACUCCCUGGCCUUUGGACCAAUCAGCUCCUGGGGAACAGACGUCUUCCUGGAGGUGGGAUCUAUUGCAGUGGGCCUGUUGGAUAUGGAGAUGUCGUCCCUGAUUGGUGAACAGAUCCAGGGCCUAACGCCAUUGGCCAUCUCCCUAAUCCCCCCGGAGAAGUUUGCUGUGGUGUUUCGGCCGGUCCAGAUCAGCAUGUUCUCCUAUGAGCAGGCGGUGGCGGUGACUAAGGCCCAGUACGUCGCCAUGACGCCCGAGCAGCAGACCGCCCUCUCCAUGGUCAUCAACCCCUGGGAGAACAAACCGGUGGACUUCAGAGGGAGGUCAUCGGGGGUGUGUGUGGUGCCGUAUCCUCUGUGUCACCUGGCCACAGUCCUGACGCUGCUGUGGCUGCACCUCCUCUUCUCCCCUCCAACCUGA
Messenger RNA from Engraulis encrasicolus (European anchovy), 6168 nucleotides. RefSeq names its product stereocilin 1 (gene strc1). The transcript has 40 exons. Gene Ontology annotation, biological process: cell-matrix adhesion. Lineage: Eukaryota; Metazoa; Chordata; Actinopteri; Clupeiformes; Engraulidae. The record is from RefSeq and is a predicted model, not a curated record. Gene Ontology annotation, cellular component: kinocilium; stereocilium tip; cell surface. The coding region runs from base 1 to 6168 and encodes 2055 amino acids.